AGUUUACGUGCGAAAAUGUCCUGUUUAAAGAGCGCCUGCGCAAUUUUUCUGCGACCAACCAUAUGUGCUGCUGUGAGCCAAGCUAUCGGUUUGCAACGAGGAGGCAUAUUGAAGCACAGAGAGAAUGGGGAAGAAACAGAAAAAUAAAGGCGAGGACAGUGCCAAAGAUGACAUUGACAUUGAUGCCCUGACUGCUGAGAUUGAGGGAGCGGGAGCAGCUAAAGACCAGGGCAAAGGAAAAGGCAAAAAGAAGAAGGGCAAACAGAAAGAAGAGUUUGAUGAGGAUGACAUUCAGAAAGAGCUCGAGGAGCUGUGUUUGGAAACGCAGGGAGGAAAAGCCAACAAAGACGCAGUAAAGAAAUCUGACAGCUUCGAGGAAGACGAGCCUGUGGUCCCUAAAGAGAAGAAGAAGACGCGUGGAGGCAAGGGCAAGCGAGCCAGCCUCGAGGAUGAGGAGGGUGAUGAGGAAGCUCCGGGUGCGGCUGGCGUGGGGGCGGACGGCGGGCCCCGGGGUCAGAAGGCGGUGGCGACAACGGCUCCUGCUGCUGCUGCUUCUGCUGCUUCUGCUGCUGCUGACGACGACGACGACUCGGACGACGAGGGCUCGCGGACGCGGCAGAGAGCCAAAGGCGGCAAGAAAGGCGGCCGCAAAGCAGCCUCGGACUCCGAGGAGGACGAGGACAACGGAGAGUCCCAAAAAGAUGGAGGAGGAGGAGGAGGAGGAGCAGGAGGAGGAGUAGGAGGAGGAGGAAGCGGAGGAGGUGGCGGCAGCAAGGGCGAGGACGGCGAAGACUCGGACGAAGGACCUCAGGUGAGGAAGAAGGCCCAGAAGAAACAGAAGGGGAAGAAGGCUGCGGACAGCGACGAGGAGGACGAGGACGACGGCACCUUCAAGGUGAAGACGGCCGCGCAGAAGAAGGCGGAGAAAAAGGAGCGCGACCGCAAGAAGAAGGAGGAGGAGCGGGCCAAGAUGAAGGCCAAACAGGACGAGGCCGCCGCCAAGAAGGCCGACCCAGACGCUGGAGAGGUCAAGAAGGGCGAGACGCCGUCCGAAGCCAAGUUGCUGGAGAAGGCCUUGUCUGAGGAGAAGGACGCGGCGGAUGCCAUGGGAGAGGAGGAGGCCGAGGGAGACAAAAAAAAGAAGAAGAAGAAGAAGGGAGAGAAGGAGAAGGAGGAGAAGAAGAAGGGUCCCAGCAAGGCCACGGUAAAGGCCAUGCAGGAGGCGCUGGCCCGCAUGAAGGAGGAGGAGGAGCGCAUCAAGCGCGAGGAAGAGGAGCGCAUCAAGAGGAUGGAGGAGCUGGAGGCCCAGAGACAGGAGCAGGAGAGGCUGGAGCAGGAACGCAAGGAGAAGAAGAAGCAGAAGGAUAAAGAGAGGAAGGAGAGGCUGAAGAAGGAGGGCAAGCUUCUGACCAAAGCCCAGAAAGAGGCGCGCGCGCGAGCCGAGGCCACACUGAAGAUGCUGCAAGCGCAGGGUAUUGAGGUGCCAUCCAAAGACUCAUUGCCAAAGAAGAAGCCCAUCUAUGGGGACAAGAGAAAAAAGAAGCCCGUUUCUCAGACUCCUGAAGAAACCUCUGAGGUGACUUCACCUACACCAGUAACGGCAGAGCCUAUCGCAGUCGAGAAGAUGGAGGUGGACACGCCCAAACUGGAAGCAGCAAAGGAACCGAAGCCAGAGGCUGCAGACGUGGAUGACUGGGAGGCCAUCGCCAGUGAUGAAGACAAAGAGCUGAAGAAAGUUCACAUAGAGGUGAAGGAGACUCAGCCGCGGAAGACAGCAGCACCACAGGCUGAGAACGGCAGCGAGGAGGAGGAGGAUGAGGAGGAUGACGAUGACGAUGAAGAGGAGGAUCAGGAGGAUGAAGAGGAGAGUGAUGGGGCUGAGGAGGAGAAACCGGCGACGCAGGCGACGCAGAGUGCCAAGAAGGCGGAGAAAGAGCCAAGCUCGGAUUCGAGUAGCGAGAGUGACUCUGAUGAUGGGCGCACCAAAGAGGAGCGACUCUACGACAAGGCCAAGAGACGCAUCGAGAAACGACGACAAGACAACCUGAAGAAUAUUAACCUGGACAAAUUGAGAGCGCCGGUUAUCUGUGUCCUGGGCCAUGUCGACACAGGAAAGACCAAGAUCCUGGAUAAGCUGAGACACACCCAUGUGCAGGAUGGUGAGGCGGGAGGAAUCACCCAGCAGAUCGGUGCCACCAACGUUCCACUGGACACCAUUAUGGAACAGACCAAGAUGGUCAAGAAUUUUGACAAGGACAACGUCAAGAUUCCUGGAAUGCUUAUCAUUGACACGCCUGGUCACGAGUCCUUCAGUAACCUGAGGAACAGGGGCAGUUCUCUGUGUGACAUAGCCAUCCUGGUGGUGGACAUCAUGCACGGCUUGGAGCCCCAGACGCUCGAGUCCAUCAACCUGCUCAAGGAGAAGAAGUGUCCCUUCAUAGUCGCCCUCAACAAGAUCGACCGUCUGUAUGACUGGAAGAAGAGUCCUGAGACAGACGUGCAGACCACGCUGAAGAAGCAGAAGAAGAACACCAAGGACGAGUUUGACGAGAGGGCGAAGGCCGUGAUCGUGGAGUUCGCCCAGCAGGGUCUCAACGCCUCCCUUUUCUACGAGAAUAAGGACGUCCGCACCUUUGUUUCCCUGGUACCUACUUCUGCCCACUCCGGUGACGGCAUGGGCAACCUGAUCGGCCUGCUGGUGGAGCUGACCCAGACCAUGCUGGCACGCCGCUUGGCACACUGUGACGAGCUGCGGGCACAAGUCAUGGAGGUGAAAGCCCUGCCUGGCAUGGGCACCACCAUCGACGUGAUCCUGAUCAACGGGCGACUGCGUGAGGGUGAGACCAUUAUCGUGCCCGGGGUGGAGGGACCAAUCAUCACCCAGAUCAGGGGUCUGCUACUGCCCCCACCACUCAAGGAGCUCAGAGUCAAGAGCCAGUAUGAGAAGCAUAAGGAGGUGUGUGCGGCGCAGGGUGUGAAGAUCCUGGGGAAGGACCUGGAGAAGACGCUGGCAGGUCUGCCCCUGUUGGUGGCGCACAAGGACGACGAGGUCCCCGUCCUGAGGGAUGAUCUGAUUCGGGAGCUGAAGCAGACGCUGAACUCCAUCAAGCUGGAGGAGAAGGGUGUGUACGUCCAGGCCUCCACACUUGGCUCCCUUGAGGCUCUGCUGGAGUUCCUCCGCACCUCCAAAGUGCCUUAUUCGGGCAUCAACAUCGGCCCGGUGCACAAGAAGGACGUGAUGAAAGCCUCCACCAUGCUGGAGCACGACCCACAGUACGCUGUGAUCCUGGCCUUUGAUAUUAAGGUGGAGAGAGACUCGCAGGAGAUGGCCGACAGUCUGGGCGUGCGCAUCUUUAGCGCCGAGAUCAUCUACCACCUGUUCGACGCCUUCACCAAGUACCGGGAAGACUACAAGAAGCAGAAACAAGACGAGUUCAAGCACAUUGCUGUUUUCCCAUGCAAACUGCGAAUCCUACCCCAGUUCAUCUUCAACUCCCGAGACCCUAUCGUCAUGGGUGUGAUCGUAGAGGCCGGGGUCAUUAAACAGGGAUCGCCACUCUGCGUGCCCAGUAAAGGGUUUGUAGAUAUCGGCAUCGUUACCAGCAUUGAGGUAAACCACAAAGGGGUGGAGAGUGCCAAGAAGGGCCAGGAGAUCUGUGUGAAGAUCGAGCCCAUUCCGGGCGAGUCGCCCAAGAUGUUCGGCCGACACUUUGAGGCGACCGACUUCAUCGUUAGCAAGAUCACACGUGCAUCCAUCGACGCGCUCAAAAACUGGUUCCGUGACGAGAUGACAAAGUCCGACUGGCAGCUCAUCAUGGAGCUUAAGAAGACCUUUGAAAUCAUCUGAGCACAGGAGAAAUGACUGUCCGCGUCCACACACACACAGGCAUACAUACAUACACACACACACACACACACACACACACACACACACACACACAGGCAUACAUACAUACACACACACACACACACAUACACACACACAGGCAUACAUACCAACACAGGCAUAGACCCUGCCUAUCUUUGCGCACUCCUGAGAUGACGUCUCUAAUGAAGGAGGCAAAAGGUUUGAGAAACACAUACACACACUUUACCCACACACACAAACGCAUCUCAUCGUACCAUCACGGGGGGGGGGGAUUGCAGUGUGGAAGCUGAUGCCCCCCCCCCCCCUCCCCCUCCCCUUGCUCUGGGUGGGGAUUGUAAUGAUAAAGCAAGAAAGAGACAGAAGAGGGACAAAAAGUGUUUUCUGUGAGAAACCGAACUAUUUCCACUGUUUUAACAGUGACAGUUAGACAAACAAUUACACACUAUUCCAAUGUGCCUGUUCUUCUGACUCUUCAGGUUUUAGUUUUUUUUUUUUUCCUCUUUUCAUUUCACGGCUGCCCUCUGUCCUGCUGUGUCCAGAGCCUGCCCCCCACCCACCCACCCACCUCUAUGGUCAUGACGCGAGCGUGUGUGUGUGUGUGUGUGGGGGGUGGGGGGGGGGUUGCUCAGGGCCCAGAAGUGUGGGGCUCCAGGUUCCUCUCUGAGAUUCUCCCAGCUGGGCUUUUAGAUGUUUCAGUAUUAGCAGUGUUUUACUCUGUGUUUUUCCAUCCUCCUCCGGUUAUUAUUUUCGGGGUUAUUUUUGAACGCUAAGGUAACCCCAUCCCCUCGCCUCACCAAGCAAACGAUUCGACUAUGAAUUCCAUCACUUAGCCUCCAGUGCUCCCGCUGGUCUGCCCGGCACCUCGUGGGCGUUUCUACAAUCAGGUGGACAAAGGAGGAUGCAGGCAACACUUUAACUGAGCUGAAAUGUAAAAGAAAAGAUUAAAAAAACAAAUAUUCCAAUAAAGAAAUGGCAUAUUUAUA
Molecule: messenger RNA, 4851 nt
Organism: Alosa sapidissima (American shad)
Lineage: Eukaryota; Metazoa; Chordata; Actinopteri; Clupeiformes; Clupeidae
Gene: eif5b
Product: eukaryotic translation initiation factor 5B
Exons: 24
Coding region: 125-3847 (1240 amino acids)
Molecular function (GO): GTP binding; GTPase activity; translation initiation factor activity
Source: RefSeq, a predicted model, not a curated record